AUGGAAGAGGUCAUGCAAAAUGCAACAGAGCUUUCCGAAGCUGGAGUUAGCUUUGAAAAGGUUGACACAAGUUUAUUUGAUAUAAAGUUGGUGAAUGGAUUGAUGGAAAUCCCUUGUUUUACAGUGGAAGAUGGUACAGAAAGCCUCCUGCAAAAUCUCAUUGCUUAUGAGCAACAAUCAUCUGAUGUAGACCCUACAUAUUUCAGUGAUUAUGCAAGUUUCAUGGAUCAACUUAUAGACUCAGACAAAGAUGUGAAUUUGCUUUGCCAAAACGGAAUCAUAAUGAACUGGUUAGGAGAGGAUAAAGAAGUGGUUAGCCUCUUCAACAAAAUCGGAAAUGGGGUCACUAUGUAUCCGGAUGACUUCUAUUACAAAGAAGAAAUCAGAAAAACAAUUGAACACUGUGAAAAACCAUGGAACAGAAUGAAGGCAAAUUUGAAGCACAAUUAUUUUAGUAGUCCUUGGGUAGGAGCUUCAACUGUGGCGGCCAUUAUACUCCUCAUACUCACAGCUACACAAACUAUUCUAGCUUUCAGAGGUCCCGUUAUGUAA
Molecule: messenger RNA, 552 nt
Organism: Solanum dulcamara
Lineage: Eukaryota; Viridiplantae; Streptophyta; Magnoliopsida; Solanales; Solanaceae
Exons: 1
Coding region: 1-552 (183 amino acids)
Source: RefSeq, a predicted model, not a curated record